Dichomitus squalens LYAD-421 SS1 is the source of this 840-nucleotide messenger RNA. RefSeq lists its product as uncharacterized. Gene Ontology annotation, molecular function: GTP binding. Lineage: Eukaryota; Fungi; Basidiomycota; Agaricomycetes; Polyporales; Polyporaceae. Bases 1 to 840 code for a protein of 279 amino acids. The record is from RefSeq and is a predicted model, not a curated record. Gene Ontology annotation, biological process: intracellular protein transport; vesicle-mediated transport. Gene Ontology annotation, cellular component: cytoplasm. The transcript is spliced from 4 exons.
AUGGAUGGCAGACAACCUGAGCCUGAAGCUCUCUCCCCCACCCUCGCCCUCGCUCCCGUUCUCACCCCUCAGCUGCAACUAGUAGCCGCUCUGCUACUUGCCGCGUUCCUUGUCGCCAUCUCCGUCGUUCUUGUGCGGAGGAAGUCUACAAAGCGUGGAGAUGCUGUGAUACUCGUAGGUUGCUCCGACGCGGGCAAGACUACGAUUCUGACUGCCCUGGCAUAUAGGCAGACCUUGCCAACUCAUGCGUCCAUGCAGACUAACGCGGCUCUUGUAGCCCUAGCGUCAAGUCACCAAACCAUACGUGUCAUCGACGUGCCUGGACACCCUCGCACUCGCGACCAGUUCCAAGAACACUUACCUAGUGCGAAGGCUAUCGCGUUUGUUGUGGAUGCGAGCACAAUUUCGCGCAAUGGGCCUGUCGUGGCGGAGCACCUACACAUGAUUAUGAACGCCUUGACAUCCCUUCCUCCCUCGCGUGAGACUCCUUCCCUCACGAUCCUCGCGCACAAGUGCGAUCUCCUCAAGUCGACUGCAACCACUUCUGCCGAACAACUCGCUAUCAACCGCGUGCGCACAAUCCUGGAGCGCGAGCUGGAGAAGCGCAGAGCGUCCCAAGCGAACGGUGUGGGUGUGGAGAGCAUGGGAGCGGAGGAGUCAGAAUCUCAGAUGGGUGGCUUGGAGUGCACAGGAAGUGGAGAGUUCAAGUUCUCUGAGUGGGAAGGGGGCGAGAUCGGGUUCAUUGGAACCUCGGUGUCGGUAGCUCAUGCUGCUGAUGAGAAGCACCGUGAAGUUGACGGAUUGUCUCCCUUGUGCGAGUGGUUGGAUCAUGUAGCGUAG